CCCUCGGGAGCAGCGGAACCAAACCAGUCGAGGUCGAUUUCAAUCUGCUUUGUUUACGAUGUCAACUGAUUAUACUCAGAGCGUUAAAGCUAAAGAAGUGUGACCAUAUGUUGCUCCUGUAAUCUUGACUUAUCAUUUCAUCCUUUCCCAUGAUGGUCUGAUGCCACUUGGGAGCUUUUUACAUGAAUUUGCGCCAUGAAGACAGCAUAAGAUAAAUGCACCCGACUGCAGGCUUUCAGGUUGCAUUCAGUCAGUGUAAUUCUGUUAACAGGAAUACAGCUGCUGCCUGGCUGAUUGAUUAUCUGCCCCAGCAAAACAUAUUAAGGUCUCCAUUCACAUGCCUGUUGACUUAUUCACUGAAACAAGCCUGUUCUCUUGUGUUGCUGUGGAAUUACUAGUUCACAGCUGGUUUUAACAGCUGUAAGGACAAAAACAUGAACUUGACAUUGCUGGAGUGAGAAAAAUAAAAAUCCUCAUGCGUUGAUAUGGACAUAACGUGAAAGGAUAUUCGGUCGACACAAUACCUGCCACACGUCGGUGAAGCCUGUCCCGUGUCCACGGUUUGACGGGCCAGAGGGUGAUAGUGUGGCAGAUUUGCUCUGGCGUGUUCACGUCCAGUGUGGUGUCUCCUUCCUGUCCAUGCAAACACACACACACACACACACACACCCGUCAGAGUCUCCUGUAACAGGACCGCAGAGGUGGGGUGGAGGGUUGUGACAGAAAUAAACACGUGAUGACGCCCCUGCCACUGUUCAGUCCUACAGACUGCGAUUCACACACACACUCACACACAUAUAUCUUCACAUACAUACGCUCUACAUACUGCAUUUUCUACCUUCGCUCUUCGCUGCCAUCAGGGGGGGGACAUGGCGGCACUGCUGUGUGGGACCAAGAGGAAGAAACAAGUGAGCGAUCUCCAUGAGGAGGGGAAAAAUGCCAUCAACGCUCCCAUGCUUCCCACGGGGACAGACAUCCAUCCAGAGGACACACUGAUGGAGGAGAACGCUGAGAGGAUCAUGCUGGAUCCAACAUCGCGGGAAAAUCCUAAAUUCAAAGAUCUUCUCAAGGUCCUGAUUGACUGGAUCAACAGCGAAUUAGAGGAAGACAGGAUCAUAGUGAAAGACUUGGAGGAGGACUGUUAUGAUGGACAAGUGCUCCAGAAGUUAUUUGAAAAGUUGUCGGGUAGGAAGCUGAACGUGGCCGAAGUGACCCAGUCAGAAAUCGGCCAAAAGCAGAAGCUUCAGAUGGUUUUGGAGGCCGUCAACGAGGUGCUGAGGCCUCACGGCUGGACCAUUGAAUGGAGUGUGGACUCCAUCCAUUCAAAGAACCUGGUGGCUAUUGUCUACCUGCUGGUGGCUCUCGCUAUGCACUUCCAGGCCCCCAUCAGACUGCCUGAACAUGUUUCUGUACAAGUGGUGGUAGUCAAGAAACGAGAGGGCAUCCUGCAGACUGCUCUUGUGACCAAAGAGCUGACGAGCACCACAGAAAUGAUGAUGGGAAGGUUUGAGAGGGACGCGUUUGACACUUUGCUGGAUCACGCACCUGACAAGCUCAACGUAGUAAAAACGUCGCUCAUCACCUUUGUGAACAAACACCUGAACAAACUGAACCUGGAAGUGACUGAACUGGAAUCGCAGUUUGCUGAUGGAGUGUACCUGGUCUUACUGAUGGGCCUGCUGGAAGACUACUUUGUCCCUCUGUACAACUUCUUCCUCACCCCUGAGAGCUUUGAACAGAAGGUUCACAAUGUGUCCUUUGCCUUUGAGCUGAUGCAGGAUGGAGGUCUGAAGAAACCCAAAGCCAGACCAGAAGAUGUUGUCAACCUGAACCUCAAGUCCACCCUCAGAGUUCUCUACAACUUGUUCACCAACUACAAAAACUCAGAGUGAACUUUUGCAGUUUCACCCCCUGAUAUUACUUUGAACACUGUCCUAUGUCUGCGCUGACAUUAUGCAUUACAGUCUGGACACUGGAGGAGACCAACUGGGACUGAAAGUUAUCAUUAUAUAGGAAUUAAAAAGACCCAUGGGGAGUAGCCUGAAAAAGGCUAUGAAUGUUAGUAUUUAAUCUUCUGCAAAUGUCAGUAUUUAUUUAUUCCUUCCUCGAAUGUUAACUGCAACCCAAGGAACCCUGCAACCUUUAGCCUGCAUUUGAAUACACAGACUAGCUGUCAAGGGAAAACUGUAUGAGAGCAUAAUAAUAACUAGACAACAUUUGUGUGUUAAAUUCAACUCUCCAUCACAGAAUAUUUAAGAAAGUUGAAAAUGCUUUGUGUACGUAACAGAUCAUCAUUUUGGGCGAUACAUUGUUUACUUUCUUGAAAAGAGUUUUUAAGAUUGAUAACCACUCUCAUGUUUGCUAAAUAUCAAGCUAACACUAGAGCCAGAAGCCAGUUAGCUCAGCUAGCUUAGCGUAAAGGUUGGAAACGGGUGGAAACUGCUAGUCUGAUCUCGUUCAAAGUUAACUAAAUCUGCUCAGACCUCUCACUCUCUCUCCUAAGCUCACUUAACACCUCACAUUAUAUCUCAGCCAUGGAACUUACAUAAUACUCAAAAGAGUAGUGACAGCAAUGUGCACAUUUUGUCUUUUGAUAUAGUCCUCAUCAACUGAAGGGGAAAAUCCAUCAGCAAAGUGUGUUCAGGAAGUUUUCUUGUUCAUUUUAACCGCAUUCUUUUUAAAUUUAAAACUUUAUUUUGAUGAUAUACUGUCCAUAGCCAAAAGCUGUAGUGGCAGAUAAUGCCACUCUGCUAAGCUAGUAUUGUUAGCGAGUUUUGCUUUUAAGCUUCAUCACAACUGGAUUUAGCUGCUUCAUUAAGUUAUGUGGUAAACAAACUAUACCACAGAGUUACAAAAACAUAUUUAUAGGUAGCAGCUAGACAAAACAAAAACAAAAACAAAAAAACAGCAAGUCAAUUUAGUUAGCUUUAGUUAAGUCUAGCUGCAG
Scatophagus argus is the source of this 2947-nucleotide messenger RNA. RefSeq names its product parvin, beta (gene parvb). The record is from RefSeq and is a predicted model, not a curated record. Gene Ontology annotation, cellular component: focal adhesion; actin cytoskeleton; lamellipodium. The transcript has 13 exons. NCBI's taxonomy places the organism in Eukaryota, Metazoa, Chordata, Actinopteri, Scatophagidae. Gene Ontology annotation, biological process: actin cytoskeleton organization; establishment or maintenance of cell polarity; substrate adhesion-dependent cell spreading. Bases 870 to 1892 code for a protein of 340 amino acids. Gene Ontology annotation, molecular function: actin binding.